Cottoperca gobio is the source of this 1194-nucleotide messenger RNA. RefSeq names its product trans-2,3-enoyl-CoA reductase-like 2a (gene tecrl2a). The record is from RefSeq and is a predicted model, not a curated record. Lineage: Eukaryota; Metazoa; Chordata; Actinopteri; Perciformes; Bovichtidae. Gene Ontology annotation, biological process: very long-chain fatty acid biosynthetic process. Gene Ontology annotation, molecular function: oxidoreductase activity, acting on the CH-CH group of donors. The coding region runs from base 110 to 1045 and encodes 311 amino acids. The transcript has 13 exons.
GGAACUACUUCAGUAUGUGUGUGUGAAGACUGAGUGUGUGUGUGUUGUGUUUGGUUAUAUUGAUGUUUUGUCAGCCUGUACACAGAGGACAUUAUAAUAUCCCACCGCCAUGAGUCGGACCACCUUUUUUGAGGUGAGGAUCCUGGAUGCCAAAACCAAACAGCAGCUUUGUUUUUUAGAUAAGGUGGAGCCUUACUCAACAAUUGGAGACAUCAAGAGCCUCUUUCACAAAUCAUAUCCUCACUGGUAUCCAGCAAGACAGGCCCUGAAGCUUGAUCCCAAGGACAAAUCACUCAGAGAUGACGAAAUCUUACAGAAUCUACCAGUUGGGACUACUGCCACCAUGUUCUUCAGAGAUCUUGGUCCACAGUUAAGUUGGACUAUGGUGUUUCUGGCACAGUGCAUUGGGCCCCUUCUCACCUACCUCCUCUUCUAUUUUCGAGUACCGUACAUUUACUCACACAGAUAUACCUUUACCUCCAGUCCUCAUCCUGUUGUCAGACUAGCCUGUGCCUGUCACACCUUCCACUAUAUGAAGAGGUUGAUAGAGACUAUCUUCGUGCAUCGUUUCUCCCAUGGGACCAUGCCUCUCAGGACUAUAGUCAGGAAUUGUGCUUAUUACUGGGGUUUCUCAGCUUGGUUGGCCUACUAUAUCAACCACCCCCUUUAUACACCUCCAUCAUAUGGAGAACUACAAGUCAACUAUGCAUUAUUCAUAUUUGUGAUGUGUGAACUGGGAAACUUUUCUAUUCACUUGACUCUUAAUAAUCUCAGAGGAGAGGGAUCCAGGAUUAGACGGUUUCCUGCGCCAACAAUAAACCCAUUCACUUGGCUGUUUUUCCUUGUAUCCUGUCCAAAUUACACAUAUGAGGUUGGAGCUUGGGUGAGCUUUUCCAUCAUGACCCAGUGUCUGCCAGUGGCAUUGUACACAUUACUGGGGUUCAUUCAGAUGGCUAUCUGGGCCAGAGGGAAGCACAGAGCCUACAGCAGGGAGUUCAAGGACUAUCCCAGCCUCCGGAUGGCCAUUAUACCCCUAAUUCUCUAAUAGUGAUCAAAACAACAUGAACUAUUGUAGCAUAUAAGAUGUGUAUAUUCACUCCCCACAAGUGUUUUUCACUAAAACAAAGAUGUUUGCUGCUGCUGAGGCCACCAUUAUGCAAUAUUUUUAUAUAUAUGAACUGAAAGGAGUGGGAA